This is a messenger RNA of Rattus rattus (black rat), 4121 nucleotides long. RefSeq names its product base methyltransferase of 25S rRNA 2 homolog (gene Bmt2). Gene Ontology annotation, biological process: negative regulation of TORC1 signaling. Lineage: Eukaryota; Metazoa; Chordata; Mammalia; Rodentia; Muridae. The coding region runs from base 130 to 1341 and encodes 403 amino acids. The transcript is spliced from 5 exons. The record is from RefSeq and is a predicted model, not a curated record.
CCGAGGCCUUAGCUGGGGCUCCUCGGCCUCCUCCGGCUGCUGCCUCUGCUGCUGCCUCCUCCUUCCCCACCUCCUCCGUCCGGGGAGAGACCGCGGGGCCCGAGGGGCGGCGGCAGCGGCGGCAGCGCUAUGGAGCCGGGGCCGGGUGGCCGAGGCGCAGCGCGCGGACAGCGGCCCCCGAACGCCGCGCAGCCCCGGGAGCAGGAGCGGAAGCUGGAGCAGGAGAAGCUGUCCGGGGUGGUGAAGAGCGUCCACCGGCGGCUCCGCAAGAAGUACCGCGAAGUGGGAGACUUUGAUAAGAUUUGGCGAGAACACUGUGAAGAUGCAGAAACACUUUGUGAAUAUGCUGUUGCAAUGAAAAAUUUGGCAGAUAAUCACUGGGCAAAAACUUGCGAGGGUGAAGGUCGCAUUGAAUGGUGUUGUAGUGUAUGCAGAGAGUAUUUCCAAAAUGGUGGGAAGAGAAAAGCACUUGAGAAAGAUGAAAAACGAGCUGUCCUCGCCACUAAGACCACUCCAGCCUUAAACGCGCACGAGUCUUCUAAACUUGAAGGUCCUUUAACAAACCUCAGCUUUACAAGCCCUGAGUUUAUAACUGAGUUGCUUCAGGCCUCAGGAAAGAUAAGAUUACUUGACGUUGGCAGCUGCUUUAAUCCGUUUUUGAAGUUUGAAGAAUUUCUAACUGUUGGCAUAGAUAUUGUACCUGCUGUAGAGAGUGUGUAUAAGUGUGACUUCCUGAACUUGCAGCUGCAGCAGCCGCUCCAACUUGCACAAGACGCUAUAGACGCUUUUCUGAAGCAACUGAAAAAUCCUAUUGAUUCUCUUCCAGGAGAACUUUUUCAUGUGGUUGUUUUCUCUCUCCUCCUUUCCUAUUUUCCAUCACCCUACCAGCGAUGGAUUUGCUGCAAGAAAGCCCAUGAGCUGUUAGUGCUGAACGGCUUACUGCUCAUCAUCACCCCCGACUCCUCCCACCAGAACCGGCACGCUAUGAUGAUGAAGAGCUGGAAGAUUGCUAUAGAAUCCCUGGGCUUUAAGCGCUUCAAGUAUUCAAAAUUUUCUCAUAUGCAUCUCAUGGCUUUUAGAAAAACCUCCCUUAAAACCACGAGUGACUUGGUUAGUAGGAACUAUCCAGGGAUGUUAUAUAUUCCUCAAGAUUUCAACAGUGUAGAAGAUGAGGAGUAUUCUAACCCUUCCUGCUAUGUCCGAUCAGAUAUAGAAGAUGAACAACUAGCGUACGGUUUCACAGAGCUCCCUGAUGCUCCUUAUGAUUCAGAUUCUGGAGAAAGUCAAGCCAGCUCUAUCCCAUUCUAUGAGCUAGAGGAUCCCAUCUUACUUUUAAGCUAAUGUAAAAGCAAAAAGUCCUUCCAUUCCAGAUUCCUAAACUAAAUGCUUACACUAAUCAGAAUACUAACAUGAACUCAGUAUUUAAAGCCUGGUUUGCAUAGAAGAAAUGCAAACGUUUACAGAGUUUGCUAUUUUUUCUACUUCUGGAUUUCAAAAUUUAUUCUUAUAGGAAGCUUAAAGUUUGAUGCAGAGUGACUUCUGUCUUAGCAGAGACCACUGUUACUUUAGCAUUUUGCAUUAAGAUUAAAAAGGUACCUUCUUCUCUUUAGUGCUGGUGUAAAGCCUAAUUUACUAUGUGUUUCCCUAUUCAGUUUAGUGUUGACUUUACGUCCUGUUCUGAGAAACCUUAAGAUGUGUAGAAAGCCGUAGAUUGCACUUUGAUGACUCACAAGGUGAAUAUUUCACACAUAGGUUGGUGUAGUUGUUUGUGGUGCACCUGUCUUUUCCUUAAAUUGUUACCUUUACAGAAUACAGUCUCCACUCAGUUUCAUCUAACAAUCUAAAGUUUUACUCCUGAACUUUUUGAAAUUGGUGACAAGUUUUUAUAUUAAGCUCAUUCGGAAACAUUAGACAUCAGAAGAGAUAUUUCCCAAAGAAUGUAUUCUAAUUAACAUAGCAAACACCAUUGCCAAAGUAGUAUUUCUAUGACGUUCUUACUAAUUUAGGCUUUGGUGUUCAGUAUAUUUACCUGUGAAAGCUAAUUUUUAUUUUUUUAAAACUUGGACUGCAUUGACAGAGUGUUCUGUUUAAGCCAGAAGCAGUGUAUGAUACUCAGUACUGACCUGGGACACCUUUGUGAAAGGUUUGCACUUGUACAAGUUUAUAUUCUGCUGUGACCAACUCUGAUAGGGUCCUCACCUGUCCUUUAAGGCGGUGCUGCACUACAAGUUUGGAAUUACAUUAACAUUUUGAAAUUAACCCUCUACUGAUAAUCUCAUAAAAUGGUCUUGACCUUUUGUUAUCCUAAUUCUUUCUAAGCCCUAGCAGAAAAUUUUCUUUGACUAUAUAAACAAUUAGUUGGCUGUGGGAAUUUCCCUUUCCACAUUGAUAAAUGCCUUUCUGUGUUUCUGAAUCAGAAGCAAAUGAUUAACUAGAAAUAUAUGUCCAAACAAGACAAAACAGUUAAGAACAUUUAGUACACAUUGUCUUGUCUAUGCCAGCAAUUGUCAUGUGUCAUGUAAACUAUCAUUUUAAAGAGUGCCACUGUGUGGAUUUUUUUCAAGUGGUUAUUACAUUAAAAUUACCUCAUACUGAGGUUUUUGCACUGAAAUAUCACAGUUUCAGAUUUCAUGGUUAAUGUUGUAUGAGUGGGUAUGUAUGUGUGUGUUGUGUGUGUGCCUAUGUAUUUUUAAAAGAAACUUGCAUUUUCAAUAGUUGAUCCUAAAUUUCAUAAACUGUACUUCUUUACUCUGGUAAAAUGGAUGUUUUGUGCUUAUUGUGAAUUGCUAUAGUUAACUUUGAAUGUCAAAUUUUAUUUAGAAAUACAUAAGCUUACACUUUAUGUGUUCAUUGUAUGUAUCCAAUAUUUCAUGUUCAGUUUCACAUGCUAAAUUAAUGACAGUAACUUGAUUAUAACUAACAUUAGAAAAGUCAGUUGUCUAAAUGCAAUAAACAUUAGUUGUUCAAAUAUGCCAUAAGUAACUUGAAAAUUUUCAUUUAUUUUUAGUAGCGCACAGUCCCAUCAUUAUUAGAAUUUCUUUUCAUUUAGGCACUACAGGAUAAUGGUUUAAAACUCCCUCAAAAGGAAAAAAAAAAAAAAAAAGGACAAAAGACUGAAGAGACACUGUGUUCAGGAUAAAACAAAACUAUGUUCUAGUAACAUCUCUUUUACCACACUGUUUCACUGUUUUCUUGUUUGUUUUGUUAAUGCUUAAAAUCCUAAGAGCAAAGGAAACAAUACACCAAAUGAAAUUGCUUUGGAAGAAAAUGAAACAGUACUUUGGAAGGUUGGUCUAGGUAUCACCUUUGAGACAACUUUUAUGUCACAGCAAAAAUGUUGGUGCUAUAAAUUCUUCUGAUUGUUUACUGAUAUUGAGUCUGCUUUUGGUCCAAGGUAUGCAUGAUAUAUGUUAAGUAGUACUUAAAAAUAUCUCUUUAUAAGAACUACUACUUAGUAUAAAUUGAUUUGAUUUGAUGUUAUUUUUACUGUAAACUCAGCUUACUCAAAUUAGAACUUACACCAAUACAUAUUCCACAAGGCCAGUUCAAUGUGUAAGUGUUGAAAUAUAAGCAGUCAUUGUGGGUUGAGGUCAGAUAAUAUAAGUAAUAACCAGUGAAGUUAAUAGGUCCUUCAGAUAUUGUAUAGGUACGCUAAAAUUAUUUCAUCUGGAUAUCGACAAUUUAAGGGACUUCCUUUCAUAUUCACACCAUUUCUCCAAAAUAACUUGGUAUUUCAAAAACUUGGUAAUUGGGCUGAGUGAUGGUAGCUUAACCUUUUUAAUCCCAGCACUUGGGAGGCAGAAGCAGGUGGAUCUCUAUGACUUCGAGGCUAGCCUGGUCUUCAAAGCAAGUUCUGGGACAGUCAAGGCUACCCAAAGAAACCCUGACUCAAAAAACCAAAAAGAAAAAAAAAAGAAAAAGAAAAGAAAAAGAAAGAAAGAAAGAAGCCAGAAGAUAAUCAUGUGGUUGGUGGGACUCUUCGUGAUCAUGAACAGAUCAUGUGGUUUCACCGCAGUUGCAAAGUGGGGAGGUCGCGUACCUGAAAAUGUACGUUUGUGUUUGAUGUAUUUUUUCACAUUUUGUGAACAAAGCACAUUUAUUAAAAAAUUUAAAUUUUCUAA